UGUUUUAUGUUUUUAGGAAGUCAUGAGAAAUCUGGUUAAGAGGUACGUUGCAGCAAUGAUUAGAGAUGCCAAAACUGAAGAAGGGCUGACAGAAGAAAAUUUUAAGGAGUUAAAACAAGACAUUUCCAGCUUCCGUUUUGAAGUCCUGGGUUUGCUAAAAGGAAGCAAGCUUUCUAAUGUGCAGACUCCAAAAAUGAAUAAAGAUGCUUCCUCUCUGUCAGAAACUGAAGAAAAGAAUGAAAGUGAAGGAAACAAGAAAGGAAAGAAAAAGGCAUUCAGCCUUUUUGAUAUUACAACAAUGAUUCACCCACGAUCAGCCACAAUUGCCUCUGAAGCACAUAACGUAAGCAAUGGCUCAGCAAUGUUGGUGUCAGAGUCCAUUAAGGAGAAACAGAAGCGUGUGAAUUUUGUAACAGACAUAAAAAAUUUUGGGUUAUUUCACAGACGAUCAAAAACAAACUCUGUGGAGCAGAGUACAAAUAAAAUAUACACUGUUUCUGAAGAAGUUUCCCGUCAACAGGCAGAAGAACAAUGUGAGAAAAAUGAUGAACUGGAAGAGGGAGAACUGACUGUGAGCUGUGAAGUAAACACUCAAAGUCCUGAUGAAAAGUGCAUGGUAGCUGAGUUGCAAAAUGACAGCAACACUUUGGAUUCACAGGAUGAAGGAAGUAUUUGUGCUUUAGAAACAGAGAAAAUGGAGUUACAGAACUCAGAAUCAGCCACACCACAGGAUCAGCUGGACAAGGAAUCAGACAUUAACACUAACUGUGAUGGAAAACAGGAAACCAUUGAGCAAGGUGACUAUGUGAUAACCAGGUUGUGAUGCUUACAGGAAGAAGCAUUUACAAAUAUAUAUAUUUUGCAUAGUGCUUUUGGGGGGGAAUGUUUUAAGAACAUAUUAGCAAAUGCAGAAUUACACUUUAUAGUACUCAACUGUGGCACAUGAUCUUGUAACACAGUAAACAAGAGAAAGAUAAUAAAGGGACCUUCUGUUUUGUAGCCUGCUUUAGCUUUCACAAUUUGUUUUACAUUUUUUAAUAAAUGGAAGCAUCUUGUAUUCUUGUACUGUUGCAAUAACCCACAGAAACUUUUUAGCUAUCUUUUUCAAUUUCAACAAAAGCAAUUUCUCUCAUAUGAUAGUUGACUCCUACGAUAAAUAUUUUUCUAUGCAAAUAAAAAGUAGCUUCAGAGACUUGUAAGCCUUUAUUUAACUUUGUAGGUUCUUAAAAAUUCUGGGCAACAUAAUAAUCAUAAGUGGUUCCUGUCAACAUAUGUCAUGUCAAGCUAUUAGAAUCAUUUAUUUAAAUUGUUAGGAACUUGAUUUGCUUCAAAAUCUAUAAAGAAACAAACUAUAAAGUAUAUUCUUUUAUUUAUUGAAGGAAUAUGAAUACCUGUAAAUUUUGAACAAUCAGUCUAUUUGAUUAUUUAAUUACAGCUUCUCCCACUCAGCAAGAGAUUUAUUACCUUCCUGAUGCCGCUGUUAGAAAUACACCGGAUUCAAAGACUGUAAAAAUGUAUCUUAUAGCAAAGGAAAUAUUUGUGUCUUGCUAAAUUUUGAUGACGGAUUACUUCCCAGGAAUCCGUAGUCACAACAGCUACUGCUUCUUCAACCAUUUAUUUUUCCAGAUGUGGACAACCUAUGCACUUUAAUGUUCUGCUGCUUAUUAGCUUUUGCCUUCACUUGUAUUUGCUGAGAGAAAGAUACAUCAGGAAUAAACAAGCAAACAGUGAACCCCUGAGUACUUUGAAAAUAUGGCAGUUUGCUGAGAAGUUUUUAAAGAAAAACCUUACAAAAGUUCCUUUGACAGCUUAGGAGUUUUGGGGGAACCUGAUUGGAGGUUUUAUAAAAUGUCUAAGUAAAGAAAACCUAAUAGUAUUUUUCUUAAUUGAUAAGUGACUUCUUGUCUUAGUCAAAAACAGUAUUUUUAAAAUUAAACAGUCUGUUUCUUUUUAAUUAGUGACUGGUGUCCUACAUUAUUAAAAACUUAAAUUUACAACUGACCUAAGAAGGAACACCUUUAAGCUUCCACACCAUCCUUUGUCCAUGAAGACAUGAAUAUACCACAGCACUGUGGUCAUUUCAUUCUUAACAUCCCUGUCCCUACUUUAAUAGAUUUUGUAAUUCAUUUUUGCCUGUGGUAAGAAACCUGGUGCAUACUGUACACCUACAUCCUAUAUUCCUAGAAAAACAAAACAUGCAGAAAAUGAGGACAAAACAAAUGGAAUCCAUGACAUGUCAACUACCACCUUGUAGGAUAUGACCGAAAGCCAUACCAUUCUGGACAUAAAGUGUCCUUUUACUGAACCGAGUUUAGAAAAUCCUCUCAUUGAUAUACAUUUGGGUGAGUUUUUCCUCUCUGCUUUACUCACAUACUACUCUCCAUGAGCUCACAUAUUGCGAGCUUCCUUCCUGUACAUGCACCUGCGCCAUGGCACCUAGGAGUGAAUUCACUGAGCCAAAAUGGAAAAGUGGGGAAAAGGUCUGUAUAGCUUUGCAACACUAUGUUCACACCACAUUUGAUUACUAAGUUAUGGCUGAUUUCCAUCUUGGAGUCUUGACUGCUCUGUGGACCCCUUCUCCUCAUCUCUCCCCUUGUCCACCUUUAGAUUGUGAGCUCCUCGGGGCAGGGCCAGAAGCUUUUCUGUUUGGAAAGCACCUGAAUUAUUACAAGCGUAACAAGAAAUAAAUAAUAAUAAUAAUGAUGAAAUAACUUCAUAUCAUUUUUACUAGAUCAACUCUUAGAGAGUUCUUUUUUCUACUGUAAUGUUUGUGCUAACAAUGAUGUAAAGUCAAUGUGUCACAUGUAUCUUUUGUUAUAAACUUCUCUAUAUCCCAGUUUUUCUCCAUCACAGAUUUCAUAAAACAUUCACAACAUAUUUUAUAAAGGCCAAUACUGUCAUUUGGGAUAUAGAAGUUUGCCACUCCAGAGAUGCUGGGUUGAUUUCCAUUUUAAAAACUUUGCCUCCUUUCUUCUUUCUGGUGUGGCACCUUGUCAUACUGCCUGUUUGAGAUGGAAUGACUGACUCAGCUGGUUGCCUGAUCUUUUGCAGUCCAGCACAGCACAGAGAAGGGCACCCAUGACAAGCUCUGAUCUUUUGUUACCACUGACAAAAUAGCAUGGCCAAGGGCAACCAUAGCAUAGGUUUCAUUGUAAAUGAUUUCCAUCAUAAAACAUAAAAAAUGCACUAGUUCUUUACUAUGAGAGUGGGAGGGUGCUGAAACAGGCUGCCCAGAUAGGUUGUGAAUACACCAUCCUUGGAGGAGUUCAAGGCCAGAUUGGAUGGGGCCCUGGGCAGCCUGGUCUAGUAUUAAAU
Messenger RNA from Meleagris gallopavo (turkey), 3315 nucleotides. The record is from RefSeq and is a predicted model, not a curated record. NCBI's taxonomy places the organism in Eukaryota, Metazoa, Chordata, Aves, Galliformes, Phasianidae.